Molecule: messenger RNA, 7154 nt
Organism: Hylaeus anthracinus
Lineage: Eukaryota; Metazoa; Arthropoda; Insecta; Hymenoptera; Colletidae
Product: GATA-binding factor A-like
Exons: 7
Coding region: 3626-4948 (440 amino acids)
Biological process (GO): positive regulation of transcription by RNA polymerase II; negative regulation of transcription by RNA polymerase II; cell fate commitment
Molecular function (GO): zinc ion binding; DNA-binding transcription factor activity, RNA polymerase II-specific; RNA polymerase II cis-regulatory region sequence-specific DNA binding
Source: RefSeq, a predicted model, not a curated record
UUAUGAAUUUUUUUCUCGCGGAACAACAAUUCGUUCGCGAAUCGCUUCGUCGGUAUCUUGACGAAUGCGCUUUCGAGGAUUUUUCGUGAAUUUUCGUUUGGGUAUUUCAGUAUUUAUCGUUGCGAUAAAGGGUAGCGUGAAUGGAGUCGAAAAGAUAUUAUUAGAGAUGUGUGGACUAGGGAGUGAUUAUUCGUGGUUUUAGUAUGGCGAGCGGGGUCCGAUGCGCCUGGGAAAAUGUUUGAGCUCCGCGGUCUAUAAUUUAAAAACAUUUACUUCUUAACAAUUUACUUCUUGGUAUGACGCGCAUUUAAAUCGAACUGUUUGAUGAAAGAUGAGGACGAAGAGAAUGACUUGAAGAAUUACUUGAAUCCUCUGAAUACCUCUUUGUAGGGAUACUACUCGUGGAUAGGUAACGCGAUGGACUCUCUUCAUCGCCCAGGUCACACAAGAUGGCUACCGAUGUCCUCAGGGGCUGUAGCGGUUAUAGCUACAGUACGGGCUUAGCAAUCCCGAGGUACCCGAGCUAAAGGAGAGCUAGAGGGCUCCAAUAGAAGAGAAGUAAGAGAUACUGCACAGUAUUAAAACAAUGCAGGAAUCAUGUAAGACGAUAACAAGAAGAACGGAAAUAAGCUAGUAAUAAGCAAGCAGUAGUGCAAUAACUGUAUAAUAACUCACGCACUUUAAAUAAAUGAACUUUAAUGAACUCUAAAUGAACUUUAAAUAAGAAGUGUGAUGUAUUGGAAGAGGUAAUAAAUUAGAAUUAGCAUAACAACGAAAUAUAUAUUUAAACUAAAAAAUAUAUAUAUAUAUACUCUCUACGGACAGCGGUGCCCACUCCGAGAGAGCCAAAACAAAACAUGCUUAGCGAUUGUACACAUACACACACAUACACAAACUCAGGGACAUGCAUACAUUACAAGAAGAAUGGAAAUAAGCUAGUAAUAAGCAAGCAGUAGUGCAAUAACUUUGUAUACUAACUCACUCACUUCAAAUAAAUGAAUGAAUGAAUGAAUGAUGGCUACCAAUGUCCCGGUAGUCUCGGCUCCAACCCUCCAGGACUUGGAAAACGUUUCCUCUUCCACCAUGAAUUCUGCAAAACAUAAAUACACCAAACCUGGACUUUUGGAUCCACCGCUCAUCUCAAGGAUUUAUUACAUCCCCCAAUUAAGAAAGAAGAUUCCUCCGAAGAAAAAGCCCUGGAAGCGUUCGCCAUUAGCGCUCUAUCUCCGCAGAGCAAUCCCGCGCCAGCAAUGGGAAGUCAUGUUCGCGGUGGACAAGUUUUUUUCGAGCCCGGGCGCGCGAGACCCAUCCUUCGAUAAAUCGUCCCGGCGAGAAAAUGCCGCUGGUUCGACGAUGUUUGGUCCUGGAAACGUUAUCUGGCAGCAGCAACCACCGAUUUAUCCCGCGUCGGCAGCGAACGCCAGCGAUCGUAACCUAAUCGCGAUGCAAUUAACCGAGCAGUUUCCAAUUAGGCCCGUAACGGGCGAUCCGAGCUUUUGCGCGACGCGCGCUGAUAUUAUUGCUGAAAAUAUUGCGGAUUGCCGGGAACGUCGGGAUGGAAAUAAUGUGGAGCGUGAAGGGCAUUGCGAAGAGUAGCCAGAGAUAGGGUUGGGCAAUCUUUGGACGAGAUGACAGCGUUCGUGGCGAUUAUGAAUCCAUCAGGCGAUUGCGAGAGGAAUAAUAAGACCAUAUAGUAAGAAUGUAUAGUUAGAACGUGCUGAUAUUGAGCAAUUACCAUCUAUGGAAGAGUUGUGUAGUAUCCACUGUAAACAGAAGUGUCGUGGAUACCCUAGUUAACACUUUAUCUACCGGGCUAUUUAGAAACAAUCUUUAAUUCAAAAAAGAAUCUUCUACAGUAGCAUAUACCAAUCUAGGCUGACAAUAAUUCCUCCAUACUGUUACUAAGUACAUUGAAAGCCAAGUCUGUUUCCAAAAACUGAACAUUGUAAGUAGACAACCAUCGACACAGUAAAUAAAUUCGAAAAGCUAAAGACUGGAAUUAAAAAGCCUAUAAAUAGGCUCCCGGUAAAUAAAGUGUUAAGGUUACGUUGUAUAUUUGUAUGGAAAACGCAUGCAAGACAUAUGUACCUACAUAAAUAUCCCACAUAUCAGUCCGCGGUAAUAACCCUUCUUUAUUGGAUAUACAGAUGUCUACACUCUGCACCAGUAUCUCAGCGCUUUAUACUCGAACCACCCCUAUACAAAAGAGUAUACCCUCAACAAACCUCCAACAAACCCUCAACGAACCCUCAAGAGAAAAACGAUAUAUUCCCCUAUGCUGUGUCCCCCACACAGCAGAUUUUCUCAAGGCAGCCCGACAGUAAAAGCAGCCCCAUAAAUUAAAAAGAAAAAUAGAUCAGCGUGACACGGUGUACGAGGGCGCGCGGAAAGACGAAUAGGACUUCGCGAUCUGCGCGUACAGGACGCAGGGGGAAGGAGCUCGGUGAAUUACGUAGGUUCGUAAGUCAGUCUCGCGGAUUUCCGAAGAUAUCGGGAGAGGUACGACCCCGGCCCGCGGCGGGGCUCGGGCUUAUCCGCCGGCCGAUCUGGUCGGACAUUAUAGGGCCCGACAACGCGACCGGGUGGGAGGGAGAUGCUGACCGCUGGCGGAGUAUGGUCGGGCGAAAAAGAUUUUAUGAAAAUUGCCCCGUGGCCCGCGCUCGACGCUCGUUCGGCGCCCUUCGGUGGCCGUGGGCGUCUAGGCCACGCCCACCGCGAGUCCGUUCGCGACACGCCGCCCGUGACACGCCCCUACGAUUCGCCAUCCCCACUCCGUCUCCCUGGCUCUGUCUCUCUCCCACUCCCGUCCGCGCGCUGACGCUCUGAUCGCUCGCGGGGGGACUCAGUUCUCUCUCGACCGCGGUUCCACGCGGUUCGCGGUCUCUCUCGCGAGAUCCUGUCGCCGCCUCCGCCCCCGCCCUCGCGACUCCAUCGACCCUCUCCCCCCGCCCCUGGCCGAGCGUCUCGCCAGAGGUGACUGUCCAGGGCAGUUUCGAAGCCGCAGUCAACGGUUGCACCGCGUUACAGGAAGUAGUCUCGCUCGGUUUGUUACUCUCCAUUGCGUGCCAGCGGCUCUCCGCUCGGUUCAGGAGCCUCCUUCCCAGCUUCGCGUGUCCUCCUAUCGGCGAUCGAAUGUGCGCGUCCCGCGUCCAAGGUAUCGAUAACGUCGUGUCUGACCUUGUCGCGGAGCACGAAGGGCGUAGGAUCCGUUCCGCGUGCAAGGAUACGUCGCUCCGCGAAAGGAGCGGCCGCGGUGGUACGGUGAAGUGACGGAAAAAGUGUGACGGAAUGACUAGUGCGCGAGUUCGCACGUGAUAAUCGACCCGAUGAUCGAACUCGAGUGGAAGCGAUUCGCGGGGGAAACGGCGACGCGAUCGUUCGAACUACGGAGGGCAGGAUUGCGCGAGUAAAUCGGAGGACAGUAUUCGUGCGGAUCCGAAGGUUGCCGAGAGGGAAAUCCGAUUUUCAAAAUCGAGGAGGCUGGUUGUAUUGGAGCUUCGAGAUCUCGAGUCGAGGAAGGAGCCACGGUGAAGGAGCAGCUCCAAAACCCUGCGUAUGGACGGUAGGAUGCCGAGCAGCCACGACUGAUUACGAGUGAAUGCCGCGGUUCUAGCUCUCGAGGAGGAUGUUCCACGGGGGCGGAAGCGGUGGUUACGGUGCAAGUUCCGACUACCAGCAGCAAUCCCAGCAACAGCAACAGCAGCAACACGGGCAGCAGCUCCAGGCGCCCGUCUAUGUGCCCUCCUCGAGGCCCACCAUUCCGUCGGCUGCGACGGCGGCCGCAGCCGCAGCCGCAGCUGCCGCGCAGUACCAUUCCUUCCCUGCGUCUGGCUCGCCGGCUUGGGAGAAGACAGCGGCCUCCUGGCAGCAUGGAGUGGAGACGUACGCCGCGCAUCACGCGCUCGCCGGCCACGCGAGCGGUUCCGCUUCCGCAGCCGCGGCUGCCGCGGCCGCGGCGGCCAUGGGCCAACACUCCGGCCACGGCCACCCCCACGCCGGCCACCCCCACACGGGCCACCCUCACUCCAGCCUCGCUGCCGCUGCGCCCUUCUACGCGCAGAACGUCGCCAUGAUGUCCUCCUGGCGCGCCUACGACGGAGCUGGAUUUCAACGGGCGUCGCCGUACGACACAGCGAUGGACUUUCAGUUCGGCGAGGGCCGCGAGUGCGUGAACUGCGGAGCGAUCUCUACGCCCCUGUGGAGACGUGACGGCACCGGGCAUUAUCUAUGCAACGCGUGCGGACUUUAUCACAAGAUGAACGGAAUGAACAGACCGUUGAUCAAACCCUCUAAACGGCUGACAGCGACCAGAAGGCUGGGGCUGUGCUGCACGAAUUGCGGGACCCGCACCACCACCCUCUGGAGGCGCAACAACGAGGGCGAGCCGGUGUGCAACGCGUGCGGUCUCUACUUCAAGCUGCACGGGGUGAACAGACCCCUAGCGAUGCGGAAGGACGGCAUACAGACGCGGAAACGCAAGCCGAAAAAGACGCCGGAACCGAACGCCAGACCUUCUGCUGGGGACCAUGAGGCCACCGCCGUCUCGAACGCUUCGUCGCCGUCCAACGAACUGAAGAGCAACCAGCAGCAACAGCAGCAGCAGCAACAACAACAACAACAACAGCAACAACACCAGCACCAGCAGCAACAGCAUCAAAUCGACGGUUCCAAGCCGUCGAGCGGCGCUUCCAGUUCGACAGACAGACCAGUCUACCUAGGCCACACGUCCCUGCUGGCCACAGGCAGCGUGGCCACCGUGAAAACGGAGCCCCGAAGCUGCGACGGCAUCGUCGGGCAGCCCUACUCCUCGUACUACCAGCAUCAUCCCCAUCAGUUAGGCGUGUCGACCAGCGAGCAUCAGCAACAGACGUACUACGGGAGCCAGGAGGCACCCUACCAUCAUCAGCACCACGUCACGGCCGCCGCAAAACUCCUCGCCUCAUCGUAACUCGUCCAUUAACAGUCAAAAGACGAAGGAAACCUUUCGCGGAAUCUUCCACAUGGAAGUGCACGAGGCACGAAGGAACAGAAAGAAAAAGUACAUUACCAUGCGUCUGCACCGUCGAUGACGAUCCAGGUCACGUUUGGAGUCAUCCUAAGACCCAAGAAACAUCACCUUAGCUAUAGCAAAGCAACAUGGCGAUUUUUGUGAAGCCUGAAAGCCAGCAUCAAAGAGUAUAUUCAUCGAAUGGAGUCGAAACUUAUAACUUGGAAUUGUGGAGAAAAUGACUCUCUUCCCGUGGCUCAUUUAUUGAAAAUAAAUAAGGCUGGAUUCCGAGACCUUGAAUGAAAAAGGUUUGGUGGGACCUCCUCGAUCAUGAGUAUCAUCAUGUACAGUGUUUCAUCUGCGACGCAACUAUUCAUAAAAAUUAGUGUGUUACAGUUGAGUGACGUUCCUCGUCUAUCGACUUUCCCUAGAAGUACGUUCGACCAAGGACCACCCUUUCACCGAAGAGGUUCCUAUAUGAAAGCAUCCGAUCAACUGUUCUUCGACGUUAUUUCGUACCACCCCUUCCAGUCCCCUGGGAACUUUUUUUUUUGUUAGGAAACGUCGUCGAGCCGGGUGAGUCCUUCGAGCAAACGAAGGCAAAACGCGCUUGUGUCGUCGUACUUGUGUUUCUUCUAGGGCUGAAACUAUUCGUCUAUACUGAGAUAUUCGAGGUUUGUUCAUAGCAUUCGAGUACCUGUACGAGAUAUUCGAAUACUAAAUUAUUCGAGCAGUCCGAGCUCUAGUUUCCUCGCUGUUCCUUGGUGAGCUCGCGACCGUUAUCAUUAGACCGCGGAUCUUUAUGUAUUUAUAGAAUAUUUGAAUGUGCAAGAACCUACAAAAUACAAACAAUAUGCAAGAAUGUUCAUGUUAUAGCAUUUGCAGAUUAAAAUAAAUUCAAUUCUAAUUAGGUUCAAUUUUUAUAGACACGUUCGCGAAGAUUUUAUUUUGCAUAAAGAUCCGCAGUCUAGUUAUCACCAUACUGACCGUUCGCGCCUGGAAAUUACCUAGUUGUAAAUAAUUGUAUCGGACCACGGUGUAUCCGGAGUGAUCGACGCGAUCCGGCCAGAGGACGUGCUACCUCUGGACGCGCGGGGCUCUCCGAAUUAGGGAUGUUCGAUUCCGCGUAGAUUUCUGCAAUUUAUAUUCGUAAUCGCAUCUAACCUAAACAUCGCAAAGUAUACUUUGGUCGUUAAUUAGAGUAAACGAUUCAUCCGAUCGACAAAUUCGCGAGAAUCGAGCGUCCGUAAUUCUGUGCGACGAAUUUAUCCGAGAUGGGCAGAAUUUGUAUUCGAACGACGAAUAAAAGUACGACGCAGGUAUUCGUUUACCUGCGAUCGUUCGUUUCGCUAGGUAUACGUCGUUUUAUAAUUCAGACCGUAAUUUUUAGACGGAUCAAAGGCUGUUCGUUUAGCUGUUUUAUUCGUUGUUCGAAAUUUUGUAGCCAAGGAAUUUUGGGCCGAGGAAUUUUGCCCGUCUCCGACUCGAAACUAAAACCGUGCGAGCGAGCACGAAAACGAGAACGAAGGAAACCGUAACAAAAUGUCGGUGUAAUUUAUUGGCCCGCUUUGUCUUGCCGCCUCCUAAGCUGCGCGUACAUUAUUGCUCAAAAGUCUCGGGGAUAUUUAAAGUCUAAAGUUCUAAAAAGUGUUCGUUGAUUUUGUCUCGCACGAUAUUUUGUACGAUUAAAAAUUUUAGAACGUGUUAACCCUUUGCACUCGAGAGCUGACUCUCUACCUAAUGUUUCUUUAGGUUUAAUUUCUUUGGAGCUCGAAGUGUCGAUAAAAUGAUUGCCGGUGAGGCACGGGUGAUCUUAUUCUCAAAUCUAGAUAGCUUAGAAUUCAUGGCAAUAGAAUGCUAAGAAACAUUUCGAGUUGCUGGUAGAUACCAGAAAAAAAGGCCUCGAGCGCAGAGGGUUAAUUCUUUCUAGGAAGAAAAUAAAUGUAUUUCUCAUCGGCAUCGAAUAUUAGAGCUUCGUUAGAAGGAGUUCUGCGUCCUAACGACUUUUGAGUGGCAGUGUAUAAGCUCGACAAGUUCGAUAAGAUCCCUGACGGAGUGACUUGAAUGUGGAGAAGCGAACGAUAGGUACGACACCAUUGGCCUGUGCGUAGAGUGACCUAGCUUGAGUAACCUAGAGCGUCUCAUCCGAUACAAUACUACUCAAAAG